This is a messenger RNA of Schistosoma haematobium, 3482 nucleotides long. RefSeq names its product Tensin 1, variant 2. The transcript is spliced from 6 exons. NCBI's taxonomy places the organism in Eukaryota, Metazoa, Platyhelminthes, Trematoda, Strigeidida, Schistosomatidae. The record is from RefSeq and is a predicted model, not a curated record. Bases 2506 to 3372 code for a protein of 288 amino acids.
CUACAUUCAUACUGUAAACAAGCAGUACAGGGAACAAAAAAAUCUAUCGAUUUAUAUACAUACAUAUUCAUUUGGUAUUGUCAUUUUAUUUGAAUCUUCUGAUUGUUGUUUAGGACUGUAAUUGAUCAGUCUCUUAUUAGCAUAUAUAUUCAUCCUCUACGGAAUGCAUCGAUAUUAUGUUAAGUCACAAACCUUAUAAGCAAAGAUAGAUAGUGACUAGCACGUGCGUUUCAUCCUAUUCAGGACUCGUCAGCUAGAUAUACCUACAUCUCACAGUUGAUGUUCACUCUGGAACUCAAACUCAGUACCGUACACUUCAUAUGCUAUCGCGUUAUCAAUUAAGUAACUGUGUCCUGGUAGCUACUCUAUUGUGCAAUGGAGUAAAGUUUAAAUUCACUUGGUAUUGUCUACUUGAAUCUUCCUGUCUAUGUUAAGGACAGCAAUUGAUCUAAUUCUUAUUGGCAUAUAUGCAUCCAGUGCGUAUUGCAUCGAUAUUGUAUUAAUUCACGAGCAUUCUAGGAAUUCUAAGACAAUAUCAAUGGGAAGAUUCAAGUAAACAAUACGAAGUGAAUUUAAACUUCACAAACAAGUGCUUAUCAAGACUCAAUAGCUAAAUAGACAACAUGAUACCGUUUAAGGUAAACGGUACUGGGUUGGAGUCCCGGGGUGAACAUCAACUGUGGUGUUAUGUUUUGUAUAACAUCAAUAUUUGUCAUUUAAAGAUCACCGACGAUUAUACAAAGCUUUAGCUAUACAGUUGUCAGAUGUCACUCUUGUAUCUUAUAUCAAAUUUAUUAUCGGUCAAUGUUCUCCCUUACAGUGUUCUUUCAUAUUUACACUUAAAUUGUAACAAUCACUGGUAAUCACCAAACUGGACGUUUGAAUAAUGUCAGAGUACAUAUAUACGUGAUUAAGAUUAGUCAUUAUACAUCUUAUAUAGAUUGAAAUCAUGAGACAAUCGAAGCUAGACCACCAUGGAAAACCUGGAAGCACUGGACGGCCGUUUCGUCCUAGCAUGGGGCUCCUCAGCAGUGCGAAUCCACGGUCUCGCACCCCGUGAGAUUCGAACCCAGGACCUAUCAGUAUCGCGUCAGGCACUUAACCAACUAGACAACUGAGCAUCUUAUAUAGACAGAUUAUUAUCAUUUGAAGAUAAAGUUUUACCACUUUCAUAAUUCUCAAAUCAGACACAGAAGUAUUUUGACUUCUAAACAUUUCACCACUUUUGAAACCUCUUUAAAGUAGGUCAGAUAUUAUGAUCCUCAAGGGUGGUUGGUUGUUAUUAUUAAUAAAUAUGUCUAUAAAUAAAAAAAAACAGUUAACCAUACUUGGUGAUUAGAAUAAGUUCUUGAAAGAACCUUCAGGUUCUGUUCUCCCCAAUUUUCUUAGAAUUCACAAACCUAAUAACCCAUCUUCUACGCAUAAACGAACUAAAUGGUUAGUAAAAUUGUUAAUCCUAAUUUGUUAAAAGAUACAUUUGAUUUUGAUAAUGCACUCCUUUGAUGUAAACUCUCAUUUACACGAAUAUACCAUUAACUAAGAUUGUGGAUUUCUUUUGUGACUAUAUAUCUAUCAAUUUUUCCCAUUUUUCCUAUUCGAUCAUCAUUGUUGAAUGAAUUACGUUUAUUAUGUACUACAAAUGUUCAAUUGGACGAUCUAGACUUCGCAGAUGAUCUGGCCCUUCUAUCCCAAACGCAACAACAAAUGCAGGAGAAAAUGACCAGUGUAGCAGCAGUCUCAGCAGCAGUAGGUCUCAAUAUACACGAAGGGAAAAGCAGGAUUCUCCGAUACAACACAGCAUGCACCAAUCCAAUCACAAUUGACGGAGAAGAUUUAGAAGAUGUAAAAACCUUUACAUAUCUGGGCAGCAUCAUUGAUGAACAGGUACGAUCUGAUGCAGAUGUGAAAGCGCGGAUCGGUAAAGCGAGAGCAGCAUAUUUACAACUGAAUAACAUCUGGAACUCAAAACAACUGUCAACCAACUUCAAGGUCAUAAUUUUCAAUACAAAUGUCAAGACAGUUCUACUGUAUGGGGCGGAAACUUGGAGAACUACGAAAGCCAUCAUCCAGAAAAUACAAGUGUUUAUUAACAGUUGUCUACGCAAAAUACUUAAAACCUGUUGUCCAGACACUACGGUGGGAGAGAAAAAUUAGAUUCCAGAGGAGGAAGAAAUCAGGAAGAUGUGCUGGAAGUGGAUAGGACACACAUUGGGGAAAGCACCAAACUGAGUCACAAAACAAGCCCUCACAUGGGAUCCUCAAGGUCAAAGGAGGAGAGGAACAUCAAAGGACACAUAGCACCGAGAAAUGGAGACAGACAUGAGAAGAAUGAACAAGAAUUGGAUGGAACUAGAAAAGAGGGCCCAGGACAGAUUGGGUUGGAGAAUGCUGGUCGGCGGCCUAUGCUAUAUUAGGAGUAACAGGCGUAAGUAAAUUUCUUCUCCUCUACGUCCGGAACAAAUUUCCUAUAUCCUUAGUCGUAAUAAAACAUUCGAUGAAAUUUCUAUGCCAUCUGCAUGGAUUGCACCAUUUCCAUCCAAAUGUGUCACUGGAAAAUUUACACCUACAUCAUUCAAAUCAGAUAAUAGUCAAAUUGAUCAUCUGCAUCAACGUAUAAGUCCUAGUCUUAUACAAACAACUCAAUUGAAUAUUCAACCGAAUGUAACAACUUCACAAUUAGAUCAUCAACAAAAGAUUAAAUCAAAUCAAUCAUGGUCAAAAACUACUGAUGAUCCAUAUGGUACAUCAUUAGUAUGUAGUUUAUCAGCUGAAUUAGCAAGUGUUGGUAGACAAAGAUUUCGUUUAACUUAUAUUACAGAUCGUUUAUUAGUCGUAAGCUAUCCACCUGAAGCAACCAAAACUGAUCAUAAUGAAGGUGCUCGAUGGUUAUGUAAAGCAUUUGAAAAACGUUAUGGUGAAAACUAUAGGAUAUUUAAUCUGUCCGGAUUCACCAAAGAAUUACACUUUUCAAGUCGAACUCCUGUAAUUGAUUUGUUCUGGGCAGGAAAACUUGCUCCCGCUUUAGAACAACUAGUGACAGCUAUUGAUCAGUUAGACUUUUGGCUUCAUAAUCAUGAUAUUCCAUCAACAAAUGAUAUCAAAAAAUCUAAAGAAAUCAACAAUAUAAAUAAUCGUGUAGCUGUUCUUCAUUGUACCGGACCAAAAUGUUUAUUAGCAACAUAUUUAGCUGUUUAUAUGUGUCAAUCAAAAGCAAGAUUUGGUCCAUUAUACGGACAAAGACCUGGUUCACCAACUGCACGUGGUUUACAAUGGAAUGAGAAUCGAUUAAGAAGGUAUGUGUUCUUAAAAGCCGAUCAUUUUGAUUUCUACAUUGUAGAUAUCACUGUUAGUUAUAGAGACAAAUAUUUGUAGAUAUAUUGUCUACUGUAUGAAUGUUUUGAUUUGAUUUAUGAGUAUAGAAUAAGACCAAAAUUGGAGAAAUGUAAAGAUGCCAAAAGUAUUUGAAGUUCGACAACACCUUA